GCAUCCACAUUGAAGGAUGUAAUGGGGUUCAUGGGCUCAAGUUCCUAGGCCCGGAUUUUUAAAAGAAAUGUUUUAAUGGGUUUAUUUCCGCGAUCCGCUUCUUACGAGUGACUCGGUAUGAGGCGGGUUCACGCCAGGUGUCACGGUUCCAUUGGCGCCGCGUUGUUGACGUCACGACGACGAAAGCGGAGAGAAAUUCAUUUUCUCAUUUUCCAGAAAAGACUAGGGUUUUUCCCCGAGAGGCGAACUGUCGAGCGAUUUUGAUCUUUCUUCACGUUUCUCCACUUUUCUCCAUCGAAUCGACGACGGAGUGUCUCCUCGACGAGAAUAGAUGGAUCCCGCAGAGGAGAUAAGAGAUACAAAGAGGCAUCAGGAGUACUGCAACAUGUUGGGAUACGUCGCAGAUUCCGAAUAUGGGAUUCCUAGAAGAUGUCCCUGUGGUGGGAGAAUCAUUGACGAGGUUCGGGUGAAGGAGGAGCACGACACUCAUCCUGGGAAGCGCUUCUUCAGCUGCAUAAACUACGAGGCUGAUGGAUUUCAUUAUCGUCAGCCUUGGGUAAUAGGCGUCCAGGAGGAGAUCGAACGCCUGCGUAAGCGUGUAGAAGAGGCUGAUGAGGUGAUCAAGUUGGUGCCCAAUCUCACCAAACAGAUUGAGAGUGUUGAGGCACAGGUUAAAAGGCUAAGUUUGCUGCUUGAUCACCUCACUGGAGACGUUUAUAACCUCACAGUGCAGAUGGCUAAUCUGGAGAAGGUCUGCUUUGAAUGAAAUUGUUAAGGUAAACACUCUAACUAAAAUAGUUCCCUAGAAGUAGUUUCCUUGUAGGUUGCUUGGUUGAACUUCACUAGGUAGACUAGGAAGUAAAGUAGAUGUUCAUAAAUCUAGUUUCUGUGUUGUAUUAAUUGAUAUGCUUUGAAAGUGAUGUGAUGCUCUCUAUAGUACGAACUGAACUAGGGUAGUUGGUUGCUGUGUUGAAUGCUUGAAAGUGGUUGUGUUUUGAUGAAUGCUAUCUGUGUAAUACUUGUUAGCGUUUUAAAAAUGAGAUUUGAUGUGUAAUGAAUGCUCUCUGUUCGCGUUUUUAAAAUGUGAUUUGAAAGUGGUUGUCUUUUGAUGAAUGCUAUCUGUGUAAUCAAUGUUUGGUAGUUAGAAACGCAAACCAAAAUAUUAGUUUAAAAACAUAGUCAAUCUUUCUUUAGAAAACACAUACCAACUUUAGAAAACACAUACCAACUUUGAAACACACCAAUCGAAACCCAAUGGAUCCGCUUUCCCUUACUUCUCCCGGCCCUGUGAACAUAGACGUAGGGUCUUCUGAUGUUCCUAAGCCGGUGGAAAGGAAAAAGUGGACAACACAAGAAGACUUAGUCCUUAUAAGUGCUUGGUUAAACACAAGCAAGGAUCCCAUAGUUAGUAACCAGCAGAAGUUAGGGUCGUUUUGGAAAAGAAUUGAGGAUUAUUUCAAUUCAAGCCCUCAGCUCACAGGCUCUGCUUCUAGAGAGUGGAGUCAGUGCAAGCAGAGGUGGGGAAGGCUCAAUGACCAGGUGUCUAAGUUUGUGGGAAGCUAUGAGGCCGCUUUGAAGGAGCAAGCUAGUGGCCAAAAUGAGAACGAUGUCAUGAAGUCUGCCCAUGACAUCUUCUUCAACGACUACCACAGCAAGUUCAUACUUGAACAUGCGUGGAGGGAGCUGCGGUUCGAUCAAAAAUGGAGGUCUAUCUCUUUACCAAGAGAUGGUGCAAAGGAGAAAAGGAAGGAAUCUGCAGAGACGGUGCCUGACUCGGAAGAGGCAAGGCCACCUGGUGUUAAGGCUUCCAAAGCAGCCAAACGCAAGAAGAAUGGGAAUGAAGCUGCAUAUGAUCGACUACAGAGCAUUCUAGACUUGAAACAGAACAUAUCCAAACAGAAACUACUAGAUCGUCUCCUCUCAAAAAAAGAAGCUCUCACUGAUAGUGAGAUGUCUCUGAAGGAGAAACUCGUAGCUGAGAUGCUUUGAUCUGGUCAGUGAUUAGUUGCGUAGUUGUUUAGGUAGUUGUUUAGGUAGUUAUAAUGUUUUGUUGAUUAUUUGCUAACUUGAUUAUUGCUUACUUGGUUACUAACUAUUUGUCUUGCUUCUUCUUUUGUUUUUUGUUGUGCAGGUCACGGGUUCAACUUCUACUGGCGUGUUUGGUUCUUUCUGCAGGUCACGGGUUGUACUAGCUAGUGGUGUAGUUGUGGUUGUAGUAGGUGUGUUUGUGUCACGGGUGUGAAAGGUCACGGGUUGUACUAGGUAGAGCUGUAGUUGAUGAAUUAUGUUUGUGUCACGGGUGUGAAAGUGUAGUAUUUUGUUGGUUUCUACACUUCACGUGUGUUGUAAAACAAUGACUAUAUAAUCUAUGUCUCAUUUAUGCAUUGCUCUCAAAUAUUGUUCACCUCUUUUUCUCUUAAACUUGUGCUUCUUCAUCGCUUCUCUGCAGAACAAUAAGAACACAACUAUCAUCCUCUAUCUUCUUUAAAUCAUAUAGCACAAAACACUCAAGCCGACGCCACAAAACAGUCAAAACAAAUUUUUUUCUUUAAUAUCCUUUUUUUUUUUUAACACUUAGCCAAAUAUUCCUAUUCUAUCUCCACCUUUUUUUAAAACCUUUAAUCAUAUUUUUAAAAUGUCAUCCUCAUCGUCAGAUGGCGUAGAUGAAGCUGUUGAAGAAUGGUUCGAUGAAGAAUUUGAUAAUCUCGUCGACUCCCUAGUUAAUGAUCAAGCAAAAAAACCAAAGAGACGGGCUUACUACGAAAGACAUCGGGAAGAAGGACACAAUCAACUAUGGAAUGACUAUUUCAGGGAACAUGCUACAUACCCACCGGAAAUGUUUAGAAGACGUUUUCGAAUGCACAAGCCAUUGUUCCUUCGCAUUGUGGAUGCUUUAAGAAAUGAAGUUCCAUACUUUCAGCAAAGAAGAAAUGCUCACGGAAGGUACGGCCUAUCUACACUACAAAAGUGUACAGCAGCUAUACGUAUGCUAGCAUAUGGUCAAUCAGGAGAUACGUAUGACGAAUAUCUCCGACUAGGUGAAAGUACUGCACUUUUAUGUUUAGACAAUUUCACUAAUGCGAUAAUACAAUUGUUUGGCGAUGAGUAUCUAAGAAAACCUACAGCUGAUGAUCUUCAACGAUUACUGGAUAUUGGAGAGUUACGCGGGUUCCCAGGAAUGGUUGGCAGCAUCGACUGUAUGCAUUGGGAGUGGAAAAAUUGCCCAACAGCUUGGAGAGGACAGUACACACGUGGUUCAGGAAAGCCGACAAUUAUCUUAGAGGCGGUGGCAUCACAAGAUCUUUGGAUAUGGCACGCAUUUUUCGGACUUCCAGGUACCCUCAACGAUAUUAAUGUUCUUGAUCGGUCACCGGUUUUUGAUGACGUUAUACAAGGUCGAGCUCCUAAAGUCAAUUUCAAAGUCAACAACCACAAUUAUCGUAUGGCGUACUAUCUUAGCGACGGAAUUUAUCCGAAAUGGUCAACAUUUAUCCAAUCAAUCUCACUUCCUCAAACUCCAAAAGCACAGCUAUUUGCUCAACAUCAAGAAGCCGUAAGAAAAGAUGUCGAACGUGCUUUCGGAGUAUUGCAAGCGAGGUUUGCAAUAGUUAAAAACCCAGCAUUACUUUGGGACAAGGAAAAAAUAGGAAGGAUUAUGAGAUGUUGUGUCAUACUGCACAACAUGAUAGUAGAGGACGAACGCGACAGAUUCACUCAGUUUGAUACAGAUGAAUUCGAAUCAGGAGAGUCAAGCAGAAGUUCCCAGGUUGAUGUCGUCUCCUCUACGGAAAGCCUUUCUAAUGUCGGUGAAAUGCGUGGGACUCGCAAUCAAAUUCGGGAUCAACAAAUACAUCAUCGUUUGAAAGCUGAUUUAGUUGAAAAUAUAUGGCAAAAGUUUGGUAAUUUUGAUGAAUAAUCUUUGUAUGUUUAAGAUUUCUCUAUGUAUUAAAUAAUUUUAAACAAAAAAAAAAUAAAAAAUCAUUUAAAUUUCUAAGAACCCCAUGUUCGGGUUCACUAAUGGAAGAAUACAAUCAAUACAAGUUCAUCACUAUUUCUGACCCCACCACAAAUAUAAUAAAAAAAUCAUAUGAACCCCAAGAGGGGGUUCAUUGAUGUGGUUGC
This is a messenger RNA of Brassica napus (rape), 4122 nucleotides long. RefSeq names its product glutathione S-transferase T3-like. The transcript has 4 exons. The record is from RefSeq and is a predicted model, not a curated record. The coding region runs from base 2636 to 3916 and encodes 426 amino acids. Lineage: Eukaryota; Viridiplantae; Streptophyta; Magnoliopsida; Brassicales; Brassicaceae.